Molecule: messenger RNA, 4872 nt
Organism: Labrus bergylta (ballan wrasse)
Lineage: Eukaryota; Metazoa; Chordata; Actinopteri; Labriformes; Labridae
Gene: dnmt1
Product: DNA (cytosine-5-)-methyltransferase 1
Biological process (GO): negative regulation of gene expression via chromosomal CpG island methylation
Cellular component (GO): nucleus
Molecular function (GO): zinc ion binding; chromatin binding; DNA (cytosine-5-)-methyltransferase activity
Source: RefSeq, a predicted model, not a curated record
GAAUUGCAUAUAGCAUCCAUUGCAUGAACCAGCUUCCAAGACGGACAGUCACUCUGCUGCUCUCCGCUGACAAACGUCGGUUUUAACAUUGUUUUAACGGAUUUAAAGCUGUUUUAUCUCUCGUGUUUUACGUGUUGCUAGCUGUUAACCAUGCCAUCCAGGACUUCCCUGAUUUUACCAGAGGAUGUCAGAAAAAGGCUGCAGGUGUUGGAUAAAGAUGGAUCUACAGAUGAGGAUCAAGUGAAAGAGAAGCUUAAGUUGGUUCAGGAAUUCCUCCAUGUUGAUGCUCAGGAGCAGUUGAGCAGCCUUGAGGAAAAAAUGAAAAGUUCCGAGAUCUCAAUGGAUGUCUACAUCUCUAAAGUAAAAGCCUUGCUGGGAAAAGAGCUUCCACUGGAGAAUGGCUCAAAUGUUGAUGGAGCUGAACAGAAUGGAAAAGCUAAUGGCUUCACAAAUGGUUCCCACAACGAAGAGGACAGUGGAGAUGUGACAAUGGAGGAAGGAGGAGCUUUAAAAUCACCAACUGCUUCCAAAGGAAAGGGAGGACGCCGGAGUAAGACAAAUUCCGACACCAAAACCAGUACCAGGGUUACAAGAAAUGCUGGCAAACAGCCCACCAUCAUGUCAAUGUUCUCUAAAGUUCAAAAGCGCAAGUCUGAAGACUUGAAUGGAGAAGCUACUAAUGGACAAACUGAAGUGAAUAAAGAGGAUGAGGACGUUGAGGAGGCUCGGGAGGAGAAACGUCUCAAAGUGGAGCCUGAUGAAAAUGCUGCUCCAACAGAAUCCAAGACUGAGAUUAUAAAGCCGGUUUCUGCUGCAAAGACCCCACCUCCCAAGUGUACCGACUGCAGACAGUAUUUGGAUGACUCGGAUCUCAAGUUUUUUCAGGGCGAUCCUGAUAAUGCGCUGGAUGAACCAGAAAUGUUGACAGAUGAACGCCUCUCCCUUUUUGACUCUAAUGAGGACGGAUUUGAGAGCUAUGAGGAUCUGCCACAGCACAAGAUCACAAACUUCAGUGUGUACGACAAGCGUGGCCACCUUUGUCCAUUUGACUCUGGACUGAUUGAGAAAAAUGUGGAGCUCUACUUCAGCUGUGUUGUUAAACCAAUCUAUGAUGACAACCCCUGCUUGGAUGGUGGUGUUCCUGCCAAGAAACUGGGGCCUAUCAAUGCCUGGUGGAUCACUGGUUUUGAUGGUGGAGAAAAAGCCUUAAUAGGUUUCACUACAGCUUUUGCUGAUUACAUCCUGAUGCAUUCGAGCGAAGAGUACGCACCCAUCUUUGCAGUGAUGCAGGAGAAGAUCUAUAUGAGCAAGAUCGUGGUGGAGUUCCUCCAGAAGAAUCGUGAUGCUUCUUAUGAAGACCUUCUCAAUAAGAUCGAGACCACUGUGCCUCCUGCAGGACUAAACUUCAACUGUUUUACUGAAGACACACUGCUGCGCCAUGCCCAGUUUGUGGUGGAGCAGGUGGAGAGCUACGACGAGGCUGGCGACUCGGACGAGCAGCCCAUCAUUGUUACUCCCUGCAUGAGGGACCUCAUCAAGCUUGCAGGAGUCACCCUUGGAAAGAGGAGAGCUGCCAGGAGACAGGCUAUUCGUCACCCCACAAAGAUCGAGAAGGACAGUAAGGGACCAACCAAAGCUACAACUACCAAGCUGGUGUACCAGAUCUUUGAUACCUUCUUCUCCGAUCAGAUAGAGCAAAACGGUAAAGACAGUGGUGCAGCCAAAAGACAGCGCUGUGGUGUCUGUGAGGUUUGCCAAUCACCUGACUGUGGCAAAUGUGCAGCCUGUAAGGACAUGAUCAAGUUUGGGGGAGGUGGAAAAAGCAAGCAGGCUUGUAAGCAAAGAAGAUGCCCAAAUCUUGCAGUUAAGGAGGCUGAAGACGAUGAGAUCGUUGAAGAGGAAGAUGUUCCGAUAGAGAAGCCCAAAAAAAUUUCUCAUGCUAAGAGGAAGAAGCAGAGCCAGUGCAAACUGGCAUGGAUCGGAGAGUCUAUUAAGACUGAGGGGAAGAGGCAGUACUACAAGAAGGUCUGUGUGAACGAUGAAGAGCUGGAGUUGGGCGACUGCGUCUCAGUUUCAUCAGAGGAUCCAAGUACCCCUCUGUUUCUGGCAAGGAUCACAUCUCUGUGGGAAGACAACAAUGGAAAGAUGUUCCACGCCCACUGGUUCCUUCGCGGGACUUGCACAGUACUGGGAGAAUCCUCUGAUCCGCUGGAGCUAGUCAUCGUGGACGAAUGUGAAGACAUGCAGCUCAAUUAUGUUCAAGGCAAAGUGAAUGUUACGUAUAAGGCCCCGUCCAACAACUGGUUUAUGGAGGGUGGCAUGGAUGAAGAUAUUAAGGUGAUUGAUGACGAUGGGAAGAGUUUCUUCUAUCAGUUCUGGUAUGACACAGACUUUGCCCGCUUUGUGACACCUCCCAAGACCACACCAUCAGAAGACUGCAAGUUCAACUUCUGUGGCAGCUGUGUUAGAACUAAAGAAAGAGAAGAGCGGAAAACACCUCGUGCAUGUGAACCCCUGGAAGACAAAGACAGCGACUCCAAAGCUCUGUAUGCUUUGGCCUGCUUCAAGGGGCAGCAGUUCAAGGUUGGAGACAGUGUCUACCUGCCCCCUGAUGCUUUUAAUUUCAGUGUGAAGCCAGCAAGUCCAGUGAAGCGCUCCCAUAGAAAAGAAGAUGUGGAUGAAGACUUGUAUCCUGAAUACUACAGGAAGUCCUCAGACUACAUCAAAGGGUCAAACCUGGAUGCUCCAGAGCCCUUCCGCAUCGGCCGCAUCAAGGAGAUUUUCUGCCACAGACGUAGCAACGGAAAACCUGACUCUACAGAGGUCAAACUGAGACUCUACAAGUUGUACAGACCUGAGAACACUCACAAAGGUGUUAAGGCCAGUUACCACACAGACAUCAAUCAGCUGUACUGGAGCGACGAAGAAGUGACCGUGAGCAUGACUGAGGUGCUCGGUCGCUGUCAGGUAGAAUACGGAGAAGACCUGUAUGAAUCAGUCCAGGACUUUUCCAGUGGUGGACCGGACCGCUUCUAUUUCCUGGAGGCAUAUAAUGCAAAAACCAAAAGCUUUGAAGACCCUCCAAAUCAUGCUCGCUCUGCAGUUCAUAAAGGCAAAGGAAAGGGCAAGGGGAAAGGUAAAGGCAAAGGAAAGGCGUCAGCUACACAGGAACCACAGGACUCUCAGACUGAACCACAGAUUCUUAAAGUGCCUAAAUAUCGCACACUGGAUGUGUUCUCUGGCUGUGGCGGACUCUCUGAAGGCUUCCAUCAGGCUGGUGUCUCUGAGACUCUGUGGGCCAUAGAGAUGUGGGAACCUGCAGCCCAGGCCUUCAGGCUCAACAACCCUGGCACUACAGUGUUCACUGAGGACUGCAACAUCCUGCUCAAGUUGGUCAUGUCUGGAGAGAAGACGAAUUCUCUCGGCCAGAAGCUGCCUCAGAAGGGGGAUGUAGAGAUGCUGUGCGGAGGACCUCCCUGCCAAGGCUUCAGUGGGAUGAACCGCUUCAACUCUCGCACUUACUCUGCGUUCAAGAACUCGCUCGUGGUCUCUUAUCUCAGUUACUGUGAUUACUACAGACCCAAGUUCUUUCUCCUGGAGAAUGUGAGGAAUUUUGUUUCAUUCAAAAGCUCCAUGGUCCUGAAGCUGACUCUACGCUGUCUAGUGCGCAUGGGCUACCAGUGUACUUUUGGUGUUCUUCAGGCUGGUCAGUAUGGUGUUGCUCAGACUCGGCGCAGGGCGAUCAUUCUUGCUGCUGCACCUGGAGAGGAGCUGCCUCGCUAUCCUGAGCCGCUGCACGUGUUUGCUCCCCGAGCUUGUUCUCUCAACGUUGUGGUGGACGAAAAGAAAUACGUCAGCAAUGUCACACGAGGUAAUGGAGGAAUCUACAGAACCAUCACUGUCAGGGACACGAUGUCUGACCUGCCAGAGAUCCGUAAUGGUGCUGCUGCGUUGGAGAUCUCCUACAACGGGGAGCCUCAGUCCUGGUUCCAGAGGCAGAUUAGAGGCACACAGUAUCAGCCAAUCCUCAGAGAUCAUAUGUGCAAGGACAUGAGUGCCCUGGUUGAAGGUCGGAUGCGUCACAUUCCCUUGGCUCCAGGUUCCGAUUGGAGGGAUCUGCCCAACAUGGAGGUUCGGCUGAGAGAUGGCACCAUGACUAAGAAAUUGCGAUACUCACACCCCGACAAAAAGAAUGGGCGCAGCAGCACGGGUGCACUUAGAGGAGUUUGCACUUGUUCAGGAGGGAAGCCAUGUGACCCUGCUGACAGGCAGUUUAACACCCUGAUCCCUUGGUGUCUGCCCCACACUGGAAACCGCCACAACCACUGGGCUGGACUCUACGGCAGAUUGGAGUGGGACGGCUUCUUCAGCACAACCGUCACUAACCCUGAACCAAUGGGCAAGCAGGGUCGCGUUCUGCAUCCUGAGCAGCACAGAGUGGUCAGUGUGAGGGAGUGUGCACGCUCACAGGGAUUCCCCGACACUUACCGCUUCUUUGGAAACGUCCUGGACAAACACAGACAGGUUGGAAACGCUGUGCCCCCUCCUCUCUCCAGAGCCAUCGGCCUCGAGAUCAGAAAGUGUAUCUUGGAGAGGAUAAAGGAAGAACAAGCAACAGAAAACGUCAAACAAGAGAAGAUGGAGGAGGUGUGAUUAAUUCCCCUCCUAACACAAAUCCUGAUGUUCCCGUCGGCCAAUCAUUCCUUUUAAAUAAGAUGGCUUUCAACUGUGUCACUAAGUGGCCGCCAUGUGCCAUUCCAUGUUUAUUUAAAGUUUUUAAUGUGAUUUCAUCAUGAUGUUGGGAAGUUCUCACUAAAUGUGGGGCAACUGUAUGUAGUUUUUAAUGUUUCAAAUAAAGCUCUUAUGAAUUAA